CUUUCCCCUCUUCAGGUGACCUUUAAACCAGACCUGGCCACAGUGGAGGUCCAUGAUGACAGCAUCCAAGGCCCUCUGAAGGUUGGUGCUGUAGUAGAGGUGAAGAACCCUGAUGGAGUGUACCAGGAAGCCUCCAUCAACAAGCUGACAGACUGCAGUAUAUACACUGUUGUGUUUGAUGAUGGUGAUGAGAAGACACUGAGGCGUUCCUCUCUCUGCCUGAAAGGAGCACGUCACUUUGCAGAGAGCGAGACACUAGAUCGUCUCCCUCUCACCAACCCUGAGCACUUCGGCACUCCUGUCAUCGGCAAGAAGGGGAACCGUGGACGCAGGUCCAAUCCAGUGAGGAGAGAGCCAUCUUCGUCAUCCAGUGAAGAGGAUGAGAGUGACGGGAGACAGAAUGAAGAGCUGGUGGGAUGGUACCCUGAGGGGGGUUCUGCCUCUACUGGAGACCGGAAGAACAAGACCACAGAUGGUAUCCUGCCCCUGGUCAUCACCCCAGACUGCCAUGAAGAGGCCACCAUCAAGAAAGACACCGUCUUCGUUCGUUCCUUCAAGGAUGCGCUGGAUGAGGCUCUGGAGUUUGUGCAUCAGGCAGCAGUGCCCAGCUCCUGGAGGACAGAGGUGAAGGACGAGAGUUCCAGCAGUGAGGAAGAUGAUGAUGAUGAGGAAGAACAGGAGGAAGACACCAGCGCAGAAGAGGAGGGGGAGCUGGGAUAUGGAACCCCCAUCAACAAGAAGCCCGUGCUGGGCUACAGGAACCUGGACCUCUUCAAGCUCUAUAGACUGGUGCAGAAACUGGGAGGCUUCCACGAUAUUGACAGUGGGUCCGUAUGGAAGACUGUCUACCAGGCUCUGGGAAUCCCUGUGCUUAACUCUGCCGCCGGCUACAACGUCAAAUGUGCUUACCGCAAGUACCUGUAUGGGUUUGAGGAAUACUGCACCUCAUGCGUCAUCACUUUCCGUAUGGACCUUCCCCUGAAGCAGCCCAAGGCGGAGGGGGAGCGUGGGGAGGCCACUACCGUCCCCCCUGUAGCCUCCUCCAGCUGUGGAGAGGAACAGAAGCAGAAAGUAUCUCACACUGAGAACCCCUCAGCAGGCUCAGAGACCAGCAGCGCUCAGCCUAACAUCUACAAG
Salvelinus sp. IW2-2015 is the source of this 1137-nucleotide messenger RNA. NCBI's taxonomy places the organism in Eukaryota, Metazoa, Chordata, Actinopteri, Salmoniformes, Salmonidae. The record is from RefSeq and is a predicted model, not a curated record.